This is a messenger RNA of Racocetra persica, 132 nucleotides long. The record is from the annotation of a GenBank genome assembly. Lineage: Eukaryota; Fungi; Glomeromycota; Glomeromycetes; Diversisporales; Gigasporaceae.
AAUGUUGACAAAGAAGUUGAUGCUGAUCAAAAGGUGGUGGUUGAUAGAAAUUACGUCAAUGGUUUUGGACAUUAUGUUGGUGUAAUAGAUGAUGCUGAGGAUGUUGAUAAGGAGGGUUUUGAUAAGAAAUAA